Molecule: messenger RNA, 1004 nt
Organism: Anoplopoma fimbria (sablefish)
Lineage: Eukaryota; Metazoa; Chordata; Actinopteri; Perciformes; Anoplopomatidae
Gene: lgals2a
Product: lectin, galactoside-binding, soluble, 2a
Exons: 4
Coding region: 83-490 (135 amino acids)
Molecular function (GO): carbohydrate binding; galactoside binding; laminin binding
Source: RefSeq, a predicted model, not a curated record
AUCCUGUGAGGGUGCAGCGAAGCAAGGCCCUGCACCACUCUCACUUCUUCUCCACCCGACUUGAGUGACUACAUCUGCAAAGAUGAGUAAAGGUAUGACCAUAAAGAACAUGUCCUUCAAGGUCGGGCAGACCAUGACCAUUGUUGGAGUCCCCAAGCCUGAUGCUACAAACUUUGCAGUAAAUAUUGGCCCUGAUGAGAAGGAGAUCACGAUGCACAUCAACCCUCGUUUCAACGCCCACGGAGACGAGAAUGCCGUCGUCUGCAACUCUUACCAGAAUGGCAGCUGGUGUGAGGAGUACCGUGAGGGAGGCUUUCCCUUCCACCAGGGGGAGGAGUUCACGAUCGUCAUUGAAUUCACCCCCGCAGAGUUCCAGGUGAGCUUAUCAGAUGGCUCUAAGAUCCACUUCCCCAACCGCAUCGGUGCAGAGAAGUACUCGUUCAUCAGCUUCGAUGGAGAGGUUCGCGUCACAGGCUUUGAUAUCAAAUAAAGCUCCAACCUCCCCGGAAAUUUGGAUUGAAAUCUUUUUUUAAUUCGUCUAGCAUCAGAUCACAAAUAGCCCCAGCUUUUAAUGUCUCAAAUGUCAUGUGGUAUCAGUAGUGCCUUACCUGUUAAACAUACAAUGUGUUGUGUAAUAAUGUAGCUUGUUGAUCCAAAGAUGGAUGGAUAAGACAGACACGCAAGAAGUCAUAUUACUCACAUGUACGCAAAGAAACUCACACAGUAAACGUUGUAACUGCGUCUUCCUCCUGCACACUUCACAGAACUACCAACUGAAAAGCACAGCUAAACACAAGCAGUCCCAAGCCCAUGUUAUCCGACUGCUAUUUGCUUUGCAGUUUGCAGUGUUUAGUUGAGAAGUUCUACUCAACAUGUGCUCCACUGUUCUUUAAGGUGCUUUGAAAUGCUGCAUGCUUUCUCGUUUUCCCUCCCAGACAUUCCAGAUUUAUAACUGAGUGUGAUGCUUGCCUUUACAACAUGUAUUAAAGCAUGAACUUGAUAAA